Astyanax mexicanus (Mexican tetra) is the source of this 2464-nucleotide messenger RNA. RefSeq names its product gonadotropin-releasing hormone II receptor. Gene Ontology annotation, biological process: G protein-coupled receptor signaling pathway. The record is from RefSeq and is a predicted model, not a curated record. Gene Ontology annotation, molecular function: peptide binding; gonadotropin-releasing hormone receptor activity. NCBI's taxonomy places the organism in Eukaryota, Metazoa, Chordata, Actinopteri, Characiformes, Acestrorhamphidae. Gene Ontology annotation, cellular component: membrane. Bases 263 to 1393 code for a protein of 376 amino acids. The transcript has 4 exons.
GCUCCACACACACACAUCAUCACUUGCACACACACCAGUCACAGCUCACCUCUCUCUGCUUCUGGACUUUCAGACAGAUCUGUGAUCCUCCUCUGCAUCUGCAGGAAUAAUGCAGUGCAGUGGUUUAGGAUGGAGAGAGGAGCAGAACUGGACUCUGUCUCUCUGAGGAAGAAGAUGCUGAAGGACCUUCAGGAUCAGAGGGGAGCUUCUCAGUAGGUGAACUCAACAUUGUGUGAGACUGUGGACUCUCUGCGUAAACUGGAUGUCGAGGAACAGAUCCAUCCUCUUAUCCCCACAGCCGGACACUGACCCUCCUCAGGAUGUCUCCAACUCCUCCCUCUUCCCCCCCUUGGCCGAAUGGGAGGCACCUGCCUUCACACGGGCGGCCCAGUUCCGUGUCGCUGCCACGCUGGUGCUGUUCCUCUUUGCAGCGGUCAGUAACCUGGCUCUGCUCAUCAGCGUAUCACGGGGGCGGGGCCGACGCCUGGCCUCUCACCUGAGGCCACUCAUCAUAAGCCUGGUGGUGGCUGACCUCAUGAUGACCUUCAUCGUGAUGCCGCUGGACAUGGUGUGGAACGUGACGGUGCAGUGGUACGGUGGUGACGGCCUCUGCAAGCUGCUCAGCUUUCUGAAGCUGUUCGCCAUGCAGGCGUCGGCCUUCAUCCUGGUAGUGAUCAGCCUGGACAGACACCACGCCAUCCUGCACCCCCUCGACUCACUCAACGCCCACCGGCGCAACAGGAGGAUGCUGAUUCUGGCCUGGAGCCUCAGCCUGCUGCUCGGCUCGCCGCAGCUCUUCAUCUUCAGAACAAUCAAAGCAGAGCGUGUGGACUUCACUCAGUGUGUGACCCAUGGCAGUUUCCGUGAAAGGUGGCAGGAGACCGUCUACAACAUGUUCCACUUCGUCACGCUGUACGUCAUCCCGCUGCUGGUCAUGAGCUGCUGUUACACGCACAUCCUCAUCGAGAUCAACCGGCAGGAGCACAAAAAUAAAGCUGGUGAAUCGUGCCUCCGACGCAGUCGAACUGAUAUGAUCCCCAAAGCGCGGAUGAAGACGCUGAAGAUGACCAUCAUCAUCGUCAUGUCCUUCAUAGUGUGCUGGACUCCAUAUUACCUGUUGGGGAUCUGGUACUGGUUCCAGCCGGAGAUGCUAAAGGUUACUCCUGAGUACGUCCACCACCUGCUGUUUGUCUUUGGCAACCUGAACACCUGCUGUGACCCGGUCAUCUACGGCCUGUACACGCCUUCCUUCCGCGCUGACCUGGCUCGAUACUGGGGCUGCCGGCGGACGGGGGACUCUCCUCGCUCUCUGGAGCGACUGUCCGGCCGUCAGGGUCCACACAGCGGGGAGCAGGAGUCUGACCCACCCAGCAUUAAAGGGGCUGAGGGGUAAAGAGAUACAUGUGGACAAGGAUGACCUUCUGGAGCGCUGUACAGACCCUCAGGCUGAAGUGCAUACAGAACCUGAUGGUGAAGUGCAUGGAGGGUUCAAAGGAAGCUAAUGACUCCCUGCUUUCCUACAAGACCUUAUCAGCUCUCCUAAGCAAUGUGAGGAACAUGUUUCAAGCACUAGAAAUGCAGUCAUGCUGUUAUUGAUGUUCAUGCACCAUUAUGUCCAUCGGUUGCAGCAGCCUACGUGCCGCUGCCUGGAGUACGCAUGGAAAAUGUUGCUGUGGUAAUGGCGCACUCUUGCAGAGUGGUCUUCACGUCUGCAUGAAUAAGUUGAGCCUCAAUACUCCUCAUUAAAUCACACACUGUUCUCGUUUUCAAGCCUGAAGGUCACCACACUCCUGCCUGACCUGCAGGAAUGAUCACAACCGCUGUGCUCAGAUGAGCUGCCCCAGUAUCUGCAGCUUAAUAUCCUCAGACGGUGUGCACAGAGAGCGCAGCGACUGAUUAGCAGGGAUAAAGGCUGUAUAAGCCAGCACAGCACUCCAGCAGCGACAGAUUGUGGGCAUUAGCUUGUUUGGCAAUUUUGAAAGAAUCUGAUUUCAUACGGCGCUGCAUUGAAAAUGGCUUAGUGUGAAGUUUUGUGUGAGUUUAUAUUAACGGCACGGCCUUCGGAGGGCCACCAGUACACUUGCAGUAUUAAAAGCACUGUGAGCUUGAUGUGCCUGGCUUUUUUGUAGCACUGUAGGUAUACUUGAAUAAUAUGUGGCCAGUAUAACCUGAUCAGUGUAAUACUAAACACAAUGAUUAGUGUAAUUCAGUAACACUGUUUCUGACAACCUGUUAAUGAUGCCUCUAAUGUAUAGUACUGUGCAGAUGUUUUAAACACCUUUACGAUUCAAAUAAAAAAAAGCUCACUAUCUGGGAUGAAGAUGUUCGGGCACAUCUUACAUCCCGCCAAGAGUCUAUUUUCACAACUUGCACCUGUCUCUGUCUUAAAUAGCAAGAAGCUUGUGAAUAUAUUGACGAUGGGUGUUGCGGUCUCAAAGUGAGGGGUGUUCAGGUAAAUUUCUGG